Molecule: messenger RNA, 1143 nt
Organism: Triticum aestivum (bread wheat)
Lineage: Eukaryota; Viridiplantae; Streptophyta; Magnoliopsida; Poales; Poaceae
Product: glycine-rich protein 2
Molecular function (GO): zinc ion binding; nucleic acid binding
Source: RefSeq, a predicted model, not a curated record
ACCCCGAGCAGAUAAGAUCGAUCGAUCGCGCAGGCGCCAGGGAAAGAGAGAGAAAAAAAACAACCAGUUCGUCGGUAGGGUUUCGGGGGCUGCGAUGGCGAUGGAGGCUCGGAUGAAGGGGACGGUCAAGUGGUUCAACGACACCAAGGGGUUCGGCUUCAUCACCCCCGCCGACGGCAGCGAGGACCUCUUCGUGCACCAGUCCUCCAUCAAGGCCGACGGCUUCCGCUCGCUGGCCGAGGGCGAGGUGGUCGAGUUCGCCGUCUCGGAGGGCGACGACGGCCGCACCAAGGCCGUCGACGUCACCGGCCCCGACGGAUCCUUCGUGCAGGGCGGCGCGGGCGGCGGCGGAGGAGGUGGAGGCUUCGGAUCCCGCGGCGGCGGCGGAUCUCGCGGCGGCGGGGGCUUCGGCGCCCGCGGCGGGGACGGAUCUGGCGGGUAUGGUGGUGGGUACGGCGGUGGUGGUGGUGGAGGCUGGGGCGGGCAGAGGAGAUCCGGCGGUGGGGGCGCCGGUGGGGCCUGCUUCAAGUGCGGGGAGCCUGGCCACAUGGCCAGGGACUGCUCGGUCAACGGCCCCGCCGGUGGCGGCGGCGGCGGCGGCUGCUACAAGUGCGGGGAGCAAGGCCACAUCCGGGACACAUCGCGAGGGACUGCCCCACCAGCAGCGGCUUCGGCGGGGGCGGCGGCGGCGGGAGGUUCGGCGGAGGAGGCGGCGGCGGCAACGACCGCUCCUGCUACAACUGCGGCGAGCCCGGCCACAUCUCCCGCGACUGCACCAAGUGAGGGGAUAUCUCUGCCCCUCCCCCCUCUAUAGAUUGCGCCUAAAUACCUCUCGUCUUAGUUUUGCCGAUCGAUCGAUCUGGGCCCAAGCGCCCAGCUUCAGCCGCCUCGCUUAUUUUAUCUUCCUCCCCCCUUCCGUUCUCGGAGUCCGUCCUAGGGAAAAGUCAGUCAGUCAGUCAGUCCGUGUGAUGGUUAAUUUUGCUAUGAAUUGGUCUCUGGUACCCGUACCGUACUCUCAGUUGAUGUUUAAGGUCGUGAUGAUGAUGGAUUAUUGGUGAUUUUUGUGGUGAUGAUGAGAUUGCAACAGAUCUCUGUUUUUUUGGUUUCAUCGAUGAAGUAAAAUGAUGCCCGUCGUUAUUAUCA